Salvia hispanica is the source of this 1671-nucleotide messenger RNA. Lineage: Eukaryota; Viridiplantae; Streptophyta; Magnoliopsida; Lamiales; Lamiaceae. The record is from RefSeq and is a predicted model, not a curated record.
UAGUGGAAUAUUGCCUUCGGAAAUUGGACACAUGAAGCCGCUGCAGUAUUUGAACUUAAAGAAAAAUUCCUUCUAUGGUCCAAUAGCACCCACCAUUGGAAAUUUAUCAAAACUGGAAUACUUAGAUCUCUCUUACUAAUUUAGAUGGUUCAAUACCACCCACUAUUGUGAAUCUUGCCAAUUUAAGAUACCUUGAUUGUUCACGCAACAAAUUAAAUGGUCCAAUUCCACAUGACUUUGGAAAUCUAUCCAAAUUGGCUGAUUUAUCUCUCUCUUACAACAAACUAAACGGUCGACUACCAUCCGGGAUCGGGAAGCUAUCAAACAUAUAUUCAUUUAUGCUCUCUUACAAUCAGUUCAACGGGAAGCUUCCAUCCUCCAUCUGCAACCUAACGCGGGUUAAGUAUUUUUUUCUCUCAAAUACAAAUUUGGUGGAAACAAUUCCAAUGUGCUUUGGAAACAUGAGUAAAUCUCUAGACUUCUUACAUCUAAACGGGAAUCGAUUUAGGGGCCCAAUUCCAUCAACGUUUAGUAAGGAGUGUAGUCUCCGGUCCAUCAAUUUCAAUGGUAAUAAGUUGGAAGGAAAAUUACCCGAGUCAUUAGCCAACUGCAGCAGUCUAGAGGGCCUUGACAUCGGAAAUAAUAGAAUACAUGGCAAUUUUCCAUACUGGAUGGAAGCCUUUCCUCAACUUCGGGUGCUAGUCUUGAGGUCUAACAAGUUUGAUGGUAACAUGUCACCGUCUUCACUAACGAACCAUCCCUUUCCCAUGUUGCAAGUUUUAGAUAUAUCUGGAAAUGCAUUUGUGGGCUCUGUACCUGAAAGGUAUAUCAACAAUUUCAAUAUAAUGAUAAACACAACUAAGGAUAAUAUUAUUGGAAAUAGUAUUGAAAAUUUCUUUAGGAUAUUAUUGGAGAUGAGAGUAACUUUGAAAGGUCAACAUCAAUUAUUGGAGAGAUUAUUGGAAGGCUUUACGUUGAUUGACUUCUCUUCGAAUAGAUUUUCAGGGAGUAUUCCGUGUUCUAUAGGAAAUCUUCAAUCUCUCAGAUACUUGAACUUGUCGCACAAUAACUUCAUAGGAAAUAUACCUUCAUCUCUUGCAAACAUUAGUACACUUGAAUCGUUGGAUUUGUCUUCAAACAGUAUGGAUGGAGUGAUUCCAAGUGAAUUGACAGGGUUGACAUUUCUUACGAAAUUAAACCUUUCAAUGAAUGAUCUGGUGGGAGAAGUACCACGAUCUAACCAGUUUUCUACAUUUGAGAAUGAUUCGUAUGUGGAAAACUUUGGGCUAUGUGGAGUUCCAUUGACGAGAAAAUGCAAAGAGGAGACAAGACCAAUAGAAAAAGAGGAUGAUGAAGACGAAGAUGAAUUUAUAGAUGGAUUUGGGUGGAAAAGUGUAGUGAUGGGGUAUGGAUGUGGAUCUAUUGUUGGAAUUGGUAUUGGUUGUCGUGUUCCUCGUUAUGGAAAACCAAGAUGGUUAGUUGAAUUCUUUUUUGGCGUUGAAUAUUAUAAGAAGAAGAAGAAAAGGAGACAGAGUAAAGCAACACCAACACAAAGGAGAAGAUGAUUCAAUGCAGAAAGUUGUGUGGUUUUUUUUAGUAUCAGUUUUAUAGUUUUACAUGUGGGUAAAUCAAUGACAAAGAUGUCUUCAACAUAUUUAAUUUCUAGAGCAA